Mya arenaria is the source of this 4039-nucleotide messenger RNA. RefSeq lists its product as uncharacterized. The record is from RefSeq and is a predicted model, not a curated record. The transcript has 8 exons. Bases 843 to 1811 code for a protein of 322 amino acids. Lineage: Eukaryota; Metazoa; Mollusca; Bivalvia; Myida; Myidae.
CCUGUUCAGACUCGUUGCUAUUUUAACUUUCUAAAAUUAGAUAUACGUAAUUGGUCUGUCAUCAUGUUAAGACAUUUUGUGAAUGAAAUCUAGUUUUAUUGAUAUCUAACCUUAAGUAACCUACAGAGAGAGUGUGUUAAGGAUUUCUGUACAGGAUUUAUAGUCGAAGUCAUAAUUUUUACUGCGUCUCAGAAAUGGAAGCCCCCAAUUUAAGCAAUGAAGACCGCUUCACGGCACAGUAUCUUCUGCCAAACUGAUUGCCAGGUCUACAAGAUGAAAUGCUUCCGUCCAUAUAUGCUGCAUAUGCUCCAGAUCUCCAGCAUUCGUUUGAAGCUUUCGGUAAUGAAGUUGUGAGGUGGAGAGUUUGGUGGAAUAUCGCGGAAAGUAGACCACCUUGGCUGCAGAUUUGUACCCAUGUAUUUAUGGCAUUCUCGGAGUACUGUUGACAAUGCCACCGACAUCAGCAUCAUGCGAAUGAUCGUUUGGUGCUAUAUAUGAAGCGAAUCAAGAACUAUUUGCUGUCGACCAUGAGCACAGACAGGAUGUCAUCGUUGGCAUUACUGCAUAUUCACAAGGACAUGGACGUCGACAUUAAUAAUGUUAUGAAUACAUUCGCUUCAAGAAAGUGCAGGAAGCUUAACUUUAUCUGAAGCAAGUGAAGCCGGCCUUUGCUACAGAAAGUGUUUGAUUUAUCGAACAGUUGAUCAGGAUUCAGGAACAAUCAAUACAACAUAGAAACAAACUAAGUGAGAUCCUUCCUAAUAAAGACUCAAAGUUCCAACAAAACCACAGACAGACAGACAAAAGAAGAGCGAGAUAUACUCCAUAUACAACAUGCAACCAUGAUCAUAAGCACGGUAAAUUUCGUGAACAACUACAAGUUCAGUGACUAUAUUCUGGACCGUAUUUCGGAGGAGCAAGAGAAAUUGGAACAGCAGGGAGAGAAAGGCGGGCGACAUUCCCUCCAUCUACCACAUAAUCGAACAGAAGCGGACUUACAGCCACGAAGGCGGGCCCUAGUCAGGACCAGAACUUCCGAUGGGUCAUACAAAGCGCGGCCGCUGUCCAGCCCGCUAACCUCUCCCUACACAUGUGCUCAAAAUGACCACCCCUUGGUUACCAUAGAGACAUCAAACCAUUUCCGACUGGCAGCUGAUCUCACAAGUCUUCAUGUUAGCCUGAAGAAAAGAGACCAGCCAACUGUGAACAAUGUGUUCAGACAGAUAGAUUUCGGUCCAGAUGUAAAUGGAAAAGGUCGCUUGAUGGUUUUCCAGUUGCUUAGCAACCCCUUCUAUUACCUCGCAACAUCUAGUUACAGGCAUUUAGAGAUACAGAGCUACUGUGAUGACACCCUGGAUCGGGAAGUUCCAGAUGAGCGAUUCUUCCGAUGUUUCCACUCCGCUGUAGGGGCGGAACUCAUCCAGCCAUACGCCCACCCAGGAUAUUACAUACAUCACAUUGACGAUUUCGUGAAUGUACGAAAACUGGAGCUAAAUUUUCGACCACCAGAGGAGUUCUUCCUCGAUGUAAAAAUGUGUUCAAACGAAGAAAUCCAAAGACUUCUCAUCAGUGAAACUGACCAAUAUAAUACCAAUGCUCAACGUGAUAGUGAUGUCACUUCCGUUGAUUCAAAAUCAGGCUCAUUGCCAAGAACUGCAGUGCCUGAUAUAGACAAGUCAAGUUUGAAAAGAAAGGAGUCUAAGAAAUUGAAAGGGAAACCCAAGGACAGCCCUAUCACCCCGAAGGCCAGUGUGUUAGGAUGUUUCCGACUAAAAGUCUUCAAAAAAAAGAAAAAAGACAAAACCAAAUAAAAAUUGAAAAAGUAAAAACAAUCUGAUUUUUUUGCCAUAUUUUCAGUAUUUUUUUGAACAUUACUUCCAGGUAUUUGUAAUACUACUAUCAUUUUCUACUGAAAACAUUUUAAAAAUUUCGUUGAACGUUAAUAUUUGUAAAUACUCCCAUCAUCAUUUUGUCUCCAUAUAUCAUUUAAAUGUUCUUCUCACCAAUUUUAUUCAGUGAUCGUAUUAACUUCAAAAUGUGCUCUUAAGUUAUUUUAUUUAUUAUUUUGUACACAAAAACAGCAAACAGUAACCAACAGAUUCAACAGAAAUUGGUAAAUUCCAACCUAAAACCAUCAGCUUUUUUAUAAUUUUAGUAAAACCUAAUGAAAAAUUGUUGUUUUUUGCUGUCAAUUUUUUAAUAUUUUAGAAAAAAAGAGUGUUAUUUAAAUAAGGAAUUUGAUACCUUACACUUUAAAUUGUGAUGUUCGAUUUCUGACAGCAUAUAAAAUGUGAGAGAUGCUGAUAUUUUUUGUGUGAUUUUGCUACCUGUAGAAUCCAGAACUAGGAAAGGAUAUUACCUGACAAGUUCCAUUUUCAGGCCAUAAUAAUGCAGUCUCUUUGUCUUCUUAAACAUAAAUAAGUGAUUUAAUAAAUUGUGGCAAAUAUAAUCAAGAGUUUUGAUAUUUUUGGCUAGUAUAAUGAAGAUAAUUGAUUUUUUUGACGAAUUUAAUAAAGGUAAUUGUUACUUUUGGCAUAGGUAAUAAAUGCAUCUUGUUUAUUGGCAUAUAUUUUAUAAAGAUACUUAUUUUUUUGGCAAAUAUAAUGGGGAUAAUUUAGUUUUUUAGCAAAUAUCAUAGAUAAAUGUUUUUUUUUAAUAUAUAUAUAUUUAUUUUUUGGGGAUAAAUUAAUAAAGAUAUGUUAUUUUUCAGGCAUAUAAGAUAAAGAUUUUUUUAAUAAAUCGUGUGUCUUCAUAUAAUAGUAUACCUUAAUAAAAGUAAGUUUACAUAAUACAUUUUAUCUAUUUAUGUUAUAAAAUAUGUGGACAUAAUGUCAUUUCAGUAUUUAUGGAGAUUAUUUUACUUUUUAACAAUUAUAAAUCCAUUGUUUAAUGAUGCUAUUAAUGAAACAGUAGUAAACCCUUUAGUUGUGUAGAUGUUUGGAUAUUUGUGUAAUUUAUUAACUUAUUUUGACUGUGUGGUUGAGAGUUGUGUAGAUUUAUAUUAAUAUUGUAGCUGUACAUCCAAAGACAGACUAUUGAGUUACAGACAUUUGUAAAUAUAUAUAACAAUCAAUGAAUUCAUACAUUUCAGUUUAUCUUAAAUAUUAUUUAUCAUUAGGCGUAAACAAAUGUUUUUUUCCUAUUUCACGACCAAGACUUUAACAUUGUGAUAUUGUCUGGGUAUAUAUAUUAUGCACUUUUUCCGUGCAAGAAACUACCAAAAAUGAAUACCAAAAGGAGAAAGAAAUUAAGAGCCCAAAAAUGUUUGCUUGCUAGAAAGUAAUCAUUAGAGUCCGGUGCAAAAAAACGGUUGUUUCAAAAACUGGAAAUGAACAUUUGUUUUCCUUAUGGCUUAUCAAAAGCUAACUAAAACAAUAAAAAAUACCAUGCAUUUUCAAAAACAUCCAUUUCUUUAUAAAGGAUCUUUCAUGAGUUGCUAUUUCAUACAAAAAUAAAGGGAACGAGUCCAGGCUUCUGUUUCACGCUUUAUUAGCAAAAUGACAGCAACAUCUAGUUACAUGUAUACUAUACUACUGUAUUGUUGAAAUGGUGGAAAUUUAAAAUGUGGAAGAAAGAAAGGAAAGCAGGUAUGAGUCAAGGGGAAAAACUCUUCAAUAUAAUAUGAAACUAUAAGAGUGCAAAAGUUAUGCCCCUUUAUGUUGUAAAGAGAGACUUAUCAGUGCAAUAUUAAGCAACUAUGCAUUUGCUUUGAAAGUUAUCUUUAUUCAAGUGAUAAUAUGCUAACAGUAUUUUUAUUUUGAAACAUUCUGACCAUUUUUAUAGUUCAUCUAAGUAUUUGACUCCUUAGUAAUUUCUUAUUUAUGUAUGACCUUACUGCUAUUAUAACAGAUUAUAGAUAUACAUCAAUGAACACGCCAUUGAUAAUUUGAAAAUAAUGUCACGUAACUUCACAAAAUGGUUUAUUACUUCGAUGCAAAAUAUUUUCCUUCUCUAAAGCUUAUUGUACUAACAAGUUGAACAAUGUAUUUGAGAUUAAAAGGUGCUACAUGUAAAUAAAGGAACUGUUUAACGAACAACA